Messenger RNA from Dreissena polymorpha, 5304 nucleotides. RefSeq lists its product as uncharacterized. Bases 1 to 1839 code for a protein of 612 amino acids. Lineage: Eukaryota; Metazoa; Mollusca; Bivalvia; Myida; Dreissenidae. The record is from RefSeq and is a predicted model, not a curated record. The transcript has 8 exons.
AUGCGACUAAAGAAGAUCCACAGUCAUUUUGUGCGGAUCUUCAACGCCCCUCCAGGUGAAAGGUCAGAACGGGACAUCUGCUCCGUGCUGCCUGUUGUGAUGAUGAAAACAACAUGUUUCCGAAACCUGGAUGCCGAUGCAGUGACAUAUAUCCUUCAGAGAGCAACACUCGAGAGAUACAAACUGGAUGAAGUCAUUGUACGGCAAGGAGAGGUUGGCGACAAAUUCUAUAUCAUACUGGACGGGACUGUUUCCAUCUACGUCGAUGCAAAGAAAGAUGAGAAGGUCCUGCGUACGAUGACCGAGGACAACGUCAUGUUUCCACUCCCGCCACCACGACGCAUGUCUGUUGCCACGGCCAUCUCAGACAGGGACGGGGGUGAGGACUUGACUGUCGAGAGACACGAGAUACGAGGCCCUCACAGCACCAGCAGUCGGAAAUCUAGGCGCGAGUCGGCACAGUUUGGCCUUCGUCCCCAGUCUAGACGUCACAGCUCUCACGGGUCCCACGGCUCACAUGACAGGGUCGACCACGAUAAGAAGGACGAGGAUAAGGAUAAGAGGCAUAGGAAGAAAUACGGAAUGGCCGUCAAUACACUUGGGCGAUAUCAGAACUUUGGGGAACUGGCGUUGAUUUACCCAAAUCGUCAACGCAAUGCUUCAGUGAUUGCAGAGGAAAGGACAGAAGUACUGGUUAUUUCAUAUGAGAUAUUUGAAGCCACUCUUCAGGACACUCUGGAACAGGACUUGGAUGAGAAGCGUCUCUUUAUCCAGACGCACCCGUUCUUCUCCAAGUGGAGUUUCCAGAUGCAGCGACAACUGCAGUGGUCCCUGGUGCGCAGUACGCACUCCAUCGGAGACCCUGUGAUCAAGCAGGGUUCCAAAUUGGCCGGGCUCUGCUUCCUUGUGAGUGGCCGGGCCCAUCUGGCAGGGGAACCAAUGAGGCACAUGGUGCAGUUUCCUGAUUUCUUUGUGAAGGAAAAGCGGGACGUAUUUCAAAAAGGGGAACCGGAACCCCUGAGGCGUGAGGAAACGACACUUUCACAAAUGGUAGAUCACAUGCGAGGGUCAAAGAGUCACAGAAACUUGCUGGCUGGAAUGGAGCCUCUUACAUACAUUCGGCGAACAGACGGUUAUGCUGCAGCCGAAAAAGUAGUCCACGAAAAAAUGGUCGACAUUUGCAUCAUCGAAGAAGGAGAGGUCAUAAGCGACUUUGAGCUUCUACUUGGUCUGGAAAUGAACAUGUUUAGCGUUGUGUGCCAAACGGCGUGCACGUUUUUCCACCUGGAAUCCAAAAUAUUUGACCGUCUGAUUUACAAACGCAGUCCACAUACUCUCACAAUGAUGAAAUUCCUCGCUGAAAGAAAACUUACCCGCAGAAUUCGAUCUCAACAGGGGCAGCGCAUGCCAAUACUGGCACCUUUGCUUCUUAAGAUUCUUGAUGUAAGAGUUGUGGAUCCUAGCGAGGAAAACAAAGAGGGUUUUGAAAAAUUGACAUUACCUACUGCUAAAACCAUAAUAUUACCCAAAACACCCAUGGCACAGAGACAGCCAAAGCGUUCCAAAACAGUGCUCUUUGAUUGGUUUGUGCAAGGGAAAACACCAUUGCUGCAGCCAAUUGACAAAGACGCCAUUUACUACAGAGAAAUGAUACAAAAGCGCGCGCAGACAAGGGAAAUGCUUAGAAAACGUAAUGAUCAACAGGAAGUGAAAUCUCUCGGAAGAAGGAUUAGGGAUACGUACUGGUUUAAUUUGAAAGAGAAAAAGAAGGCCAUGAACACGAUGAAGCGACUGAAACUUGAACAUUCUGAGGUAACACAGGCUGAGAGAUGGAAAUAAAUGUGUUAUCACAUAAGGCCAUAGGCAAAGUCAGAAUUGACAAGUGUUAAAAUAUCGGCUUAUUGGAGCAACCAUUCUGUUUCUCUAAGCCCACAACAGAUUCAUCAGUUGUGAGAUGGAAUUCUGCCCCCAAACUUUGAAGCAAGCGAGCGCAAUAAAAAUAAAAACAUGUUUAUACCAUUUUCAAAAACGUCAGAGGCAAAUGCAAGGUGCAGAAUAAUAAAAGUUAUUGUGUACAUAUUUGUUAAACAUUCCUGCCAAACCGAUUCAGCUUAUUAGACCCUGCAUUUUGUGAUAUUAGCUGUUAAAUGAAAAAUAAACAGUCUAUGUCCUAAAAUAUUUCGACUUAAUCAAACGAAUUGAAAAGAACAAACUCUCUGUUUAAAAACAAAUGGAUGCAGUGAAAAAUAGAAAAUGCUGGCGUAUUUUUUUUUAAUUAAGUGCCUUAAAUCAUACAAGGAUUUGUAGUAAAUGUUUUGCAUGAUUCAAUUAUGUGCUACAUCAUGUAUUAUCAACUGUGAAAAACUAUUGAAAUAUGAAAACUUCAUAAUUGUCAGCUCAGUCUUUGAAUGACAAGUCCCUACCAGUCAAUUCAAGAUUUGGGGGACAUUAAAAAUCAUUACAUUGUUAUUGAGUUAUUAUCUUUCCUAUGCAGGUCUUAUAGUAUUGUUGAAUAUCUGAAUGGCUAAAAACGUGGUCAAAUCAAAAUCGUUGGUCAGUUGAUUACAGUCUUUACAAUUCAACUUUAUAAUCCCCAUUAAAAGAGGAGUUUCUAGAAUAAUCAGCAUAAAGACCAAAAUAAUAUCGUACGUUUUUUAAUAAAACCAAUUAAAAAAAAAUGUACUAUAAUUGCCUUCAUUAACGUUUAUAAAGCUCGUUAUCUAAUUGCCAUCAUAUUAUUUAAUACUCUGGACUUGUGAUCCAAAGACAAUUGUAUAAUUGCCAUCAUAUUAUCUAAUUCUCUGACUAUGAUCCGAAGACAAUUGUCUAAUUGCAGUCAUAUGAUCUAAUACUCUGGACUAGCGAUCCAAAUAUAAUUGUCUAAUUGCCAUCAUAUGAUCUAAAACUCUGGACUAGCGUUCCAAAGACAAUUGUCUAAAAUCCAUCAUAUGAUCUAAUACUCUGGACUAGCGAUCCAAAGACAAUUGUCUAAUUGCCAUCAUAUGAUCUAAUACUCUGGACUAGCGUUCCAAAGACAAUUGUCUAAUUGCCAUCAUAUUAUCUAAUACUAUGGACUAGCGAUCCAAAGACAAUUGUCUAAUUGCCAUUAUAUGAUCUUAUACUCUGGACUAGCGUUCCAAAGACAAUUGUCUUAUUGCCAUCAUAUUAUCUUAUACUCUGGACUAGCGAUCCAAAGACAAUUGUCUAAUUGCCAUCAUAUUAUCUGAUACUCUGGACUAGCGAUCCAAAGACAAUUGUCUUAUUGCCAUCAUAUUAUCUGAUACUCUGGACUAGCGAUCCAAAGACAAUUGUCUAAUUGCCAUCAUAUUAUCUGAUACUCUGGACUAGCGAUCCAAAGACAAUUGUCUAAUUGCAAUAAUAUUAUCUAAUACUCUGGACAAGCGUUCCAAAGACAAUUGUCUAAUUGCAAUAAUAUUAUAUAAUACUCUGGACAAGCGUUCCAAAGACAAUUGUCUAAUUUCCAUCAUAUUAUCUGAUACUCUGGACUAUGCAUCCAAAGACAAUUGUCUUAUUGCAAUAAUAUUAUAUAAUACUCUGGACUAGCGAUCCAAAGACAAUUGUCUACUUUGCAUCAUAUUACUAGUAUCUAAUUAUCUGGACUAGCGAUCCAAAGACAAUUGUCUAAUUGCCAUCAUAUUAUCUGAUACUCUGGACAAGCGUUCCAAAGACAAUUGUCUUAUUGCCAUCAUAUGAUCUACCGGUUAUACUCUGGACUUGUGAUCCAAAGACAAUUGUCUAAUAGCCAUCAUAUUAUCUAAUACUCUGGACUAGCGUUCCAAAGACAAUUGUCUAAUUGCCAUCAUAUUAUCUGAUACUCUGGGCAAGCAUUCCAAAGACAAUUGUCUAAUUGCCAUCAUAUGAUCUAAUACUCUGUACAAGUGUUCCAAAGACAAUUGUCUUAUUGCAAUUAUAUUAUCUAAUACUCUGGACUUGUGAUCCAAAGACAAUUGUUUAAUUGCAAUCAUAUUAUCUAAUACUAUGGACACGCGAUCCAAAGACGAUUGUCUAAUUGCCAUCAUAUUAUCUAAUACUCUGGACUAGCAAUCCAAAGACAAAUAUCUAAUUGCCAUCAUAUUAUCUUAAACUCUGUAUCAGCGAUCCAAAGACAAUUUCUACAGUUUCCUUAAUACAGAUUAUUGCAAAGAAUCACCAUCAUUAAGACCAUUCUCUUGAAUAGCCAUCACAAAGAACAUUGUAUAGAAUUUCCAUUCUUGACACCAAUGUCUAGAAUUCCAUCAUGCAUACAAUCGUCUAGCAUUACCAAUAUAAACAUUGUUUAAAAGCAUAAAAAAGACCAUGGUCAACAGUUGACAUUUUUAAGACCACCAUCUAGAAUUGUCAUCAUAAAGACCAUUGUCUAGCAUUACCAAUAUAAACACAAUCGCCUAGAAUUGUCAUAAAAAAAGAGCAAGGUCAACAUAUGCCAUUCUUAAGACCACAAUCUAGAAUUGUCAUUAUAAUGACCAUUGUCUAGCAUUAUCUAUAUAAAGACCAUUGUCUAGAACUGUCAAAAAAGACCAAGGUCAAAAGUUCCCAUUAUUAAGACCACCAUCUAGACUUGUCAUCAUAAACAUCAUUGUCUAGAAAUUGUCACCAUACAAACCGUUGUCUAGAAUUGCCAUCAUCAAAACCAUUUUCUGGAAUUUACAUCAUACAGACCUUUUUUCCAAUUUUUUUCAUAACGAUUUUUCAUAAAGUUUAAGUGUUUAUGAAAAAUUGUUAUGAAAACAAUUGGAAAAAAUGGUCUGUAUGAUGUAAAUUCUAGAAAAUGAAAAGACAAAGAUUUUUUUUCAGAAUUGCCAUUAUAAAGACGAUUGUUUAGAGUUAAAUUGUCAUUAUUGUCGUCAUAAAGACCAUGGGCUAGAAUUUUUAUCAUAAAGACCAUCGGCUAGAGUUAUCAUCAUUUUGACCAUUGUUUAGAAAUGUUUUUAUAAAGAUUAUUUUCUAGAGUUGCCUUCAUAAACAUUAUUUUCUAGUAUUGCCACCAUAAAUACGAAUUGCCAUCAUAAAGACAAUGAUAAUAUGAAACCGUAUUUUAAAUGAACAUUUGUUUAUAAAAUGUCUUCAUAAUGUAUCCAUGGUGAAAGAAUGGUCGAAAAAAGUAUUGUGAUGUGAAUGUGUUUGAUUUAACUGAUGGUAUAUCUUGUUUAUUAAAACUGUUUAACUUGUAGUUUGCUUUUGAUGUUGUUUUUAUGUAAACAAUUUCUUUCAAAACAUAUAAACAAACCUUAAUGUGCAUGUAAUAUGUUAAUAAACUGAAUGUGGCCAUUUCGGCAGAUAUUA